This is a messenger RNA of Neofelis nebulosa (Clouded leopard), 6765 nucleotides long. RefSeq names its product disco interacting protein 2 homolog B (gene DIP2B). The record is from RefSeq and is a predicted model, not a curated record. The coding region runs from base 129 to 4862 and encodes 1577 amino acids. The transcript is spliced from 38 exons. Lineage: Eukaryota; Metazoa; Chordata; Mammalia; Carnivora; Felidae.
GGCGGCGGCGGCAGCGGCGGAGCUCGGCGGCCGGAGCCGGAUCCUGUAGCCCGGGUGUGGGCCCGCGUCAGUCCGUCCCUCCUUCGGCCCCCUCUCUUGUCUUCCGGAGUGUGGCUGGCGGAGCCCGGAUGGCGGAGCGAGGCCUGGAGCCCGCGCCGGCCGCGGUGGCGGCGCUGCCGCCCGAAGUGCGGGCGCAACUGGCGGAGCUGGAGCUGGAGCUCUCGGAGGGGGACAUCACACAGAAGGGAUACGAAAAGAAAAGGUCAAAACUCCUGUCUCCCUACAUCCCACAGACACAAGAAACCGAGUCAGCAGUACAGAAAGAACAUAGAAACCAGACACCUGGUCCAUCCGCAGCUCAAACUUCUGCUCCUUCUAAGUACCACCGAACUCGAUCUGGGGGAGCCAGGGAUGAACGAUACCGAUCAGAUAUCCAUACAGAAGCAGUUCAAGCCGCACUGGCAAAGCAUAAAGAACAGAAAAUGGCUUUGCCUAUGCCAACCAAAAGGCGGUCCACAUUCGUCCAGUCUCCUGCAGAUGCCUGCACACCUCCUGACACGUCUUCGGCCUCUGAGGAUGAGGGCUCUCUGAGACGCCAAGCUGCGCUCUCUGCUGCCUUGCAACAGAGCUUACAGAAUGCUGAGUCCUGGAUCAACCGUUCAAUUCAGGGAUCGUCCACUUCUUCAUCCGCAUCUUCUACGCUGUCCCAUGGAGAGGUCAAAGGAACCAGUGGGUCUCUAGCUGAUGUAUUUGCCAAUACCCGAAUAGAGAAUCUCUCUGCUCCCCCUGAUGUCACUACAACUACCUCUUCUUCAUCAUCAUCUUCCUCAAUGCGCCCAGCAAAUAUUGAUCUGCCCCCUUCGGGGAUAGUCAAAGGCAUGCACAAAGGAUCCAACAGGUCCAGCCUUAUGGAUACAGCUGAUGGUGUUCCUGUCAGUAGCAGAGUAUCCACAAAAAUCCAGCAGCUUCUCAACACUCUCAAACGACCCAAAAGGCCUCCCUUAAAGGAAUUUUUUGUGGAUGACUCUGAAGAAAUUGUGGAAGGUAUACCUCAGCCAGACCCCAACCAGCCCAAGCCUGAGGGUCGGCAGAUGACCCCUGUGAAGGGGGAGCCAUUAGGAGUCAUCUGUAACUGGCCUCCUGCUCUCGAGUCGGCCCUACAGCGCUGGGGCACCACUCAAGCAAAAUGCCCAUGUCUGACCGCACUGGACGUGACGGGGAAACCAGUUUACACUCUUACGUAUGGAAAGUUGUGGAGCAGAAGUUUAAAGUUGGCCUACACACUGCUUAAUAAACUGGGGACCAAAAAUGAACCUGUAUUAAAACCUGGAGACAGGGUAGCCCUGGUUUACCCCAACAAUGAUCCAGUCAUGUUUAUGGUGGCUUUUUAUGGAUGUCUCCUGGCAGAAGUGAUUCCAGUGCCUAUAGAGGUACCUCUUACCAGAAAGGAUGCCGGAGGUCAGCAGAUUGGCUUCUUGCUAGGAAGCUGUGGUAUCGCCUUAGCUCUGACCAGUGAAGUUUGUCUAAAGGGGCUGCCAAAAACCCAGAAUGGAGAAAUUGUACAGUUUAAAGGUUGGCCCCGGCUCAAAUGGGUCGUAACAGAUUCCAAGUACCUUUCAAAGCCACCUAAAGACUGGCAGCCCCACAUCUCACCUGCCGGUACAGAACCAGCAUACAUUGAGUAUAAAACAAGCAAAGAAGGGAGUGUGAUGGGAGUUACCGUGUCCCGCCUUGCGAUGUUGUCUCACUGCCAAGCUCUGUCCCAGGCCUGCAAUUAUUCUGAAGGGGAGACAGUGGUAAAUGUUUUAGACUUUAAGAAGGAUGCCGGGCUAUGGCAUGGCAUGUUUGCGAAUGUAAUGAACAAGAUGCAUACAAUUAGUGUACCCUACUCUGUUAUGAAGACUUGCCCGCUCUCUUGGGUCCAGAGAGUACAUGCCCACAAAGCCAAAGUAGCUUUAGUAAAAUGUCGAGACUUGCAUUGGGCUAUGAUGGCACAUCGGGACCAAAGAGAUGUCAGCUUGAGUUCCCUCCGGAUGUUAAUUGUAACUGAUGGAGCGAAUCCCUGGUCUGUGUCAUCCUGUGAUGCCUUCCUGAGUCUAUUCCAAAGCCAUGGACUGAAACCUGAGGCCAUCUGUCCAUGUGCUACUUCUGCUGAAGCCAUGACUGUCGCAAUCCGCAGGCCUGGAGUUCCAGGGGCCCCUUUGCCAGGAAGAGCUAUUCUCUCAAUGAAUGGAUUGAGCUAUGGAGUAAUACGGGUCAAUACGGAAGAUAAAAAUUCAGCACUGACGGUACAGGAUGUGGGCCAUGUAAUGCCUGGUGGGAUGAUGUGCAUUGUGAGACCCGAUGGACCUCCCCAACUCUGCAAAACAGAUGAAAUUGGAGAAAUCUGUGUCAGCUCUAGAACAGGAGGCAUGAUGUACUUUGGGCUUGCUGGUGUGACAAAAAAUACAUUUGAGGUAAUUCCAGUCAAUUCUGCAGGCUCUCCUGUUGGGGACGUGCCCUUCAUCCGGUCAGGAUUACUGGGGUUUGUAGGGCCGGGCAGUUUGGUGUUCGUGGUUGGAAAAAUGGAUGGGUUACUGAUGGUUAGUGGUCGAAGACAUAAUGCUGAUGACAUUGUUGCUACUGGAUUGGCUGUUGAAUCAAUAAAGACUGUUUAUAGAGGAAGAAUUGCUGUGUUUUCUGUGUCUGUAUUUUAUGAUGAGCGCAUCGUGGUGGUUGCAGAACAAAGACCCGACGCCUCAGAGGAAGACAGUUUCCAGUGGAUGAGCCGUGUGCUGCAGGCAAUCGAUAGCAUUCAUCAAGUGGGGGUUUAUUGUCUCGCUCUGGUGCCUGCCAAUACAUUGCCAAAAACUCCACUGGGAGGGAUCCAUAUAUCUCAGACGAAACAGCUCUUUCUGGAGGGAUCUCUACAUCCUUGCAAUAUCCUCAUGUGCCCACAUACAUGUGUGACCAAUUUGCCAAAACCCCGGCAAAAGCAACCAGGUGUAGGCCCUGCUUCUGUGAUGGUUGGGAAUCUGGUUGCUGGAAAACGCAUAGCACAAGCUGCAGGAAGGGAUCUUGGGCAAAUUGAAGAGAAUGACUUAGUGAGGAAGCACCAAUUUCUGGCCGAGAUUUUACAGUGGCGAGCCCAGGCAACCCCUGACCAUGUACUCUUCAUGCUGUUAAAUGCCAAGGGAACUACAGUGUGCACAGCCAGUUGCCUUCAGCUUCACAAGCGAGCAGAGAGGAUUGCGUCAGUUCUUGGUGAUAAGGGGCAUCUCAAUGCAGGAGACAACGUGGUGUUGCUCUAUCCACCUGGCAUCGAGCUAAUAGCUGCGUUCUAUGGUUGCCUGUAUGCGGGGUGCAUACCUGUGACUGUCCGGCCUCCUCACGCUCAGAACCUUACUGCCACGUUGCCCACUGUCCGCAUGAUUGUUGAUGUCAGCAAAGCAGCCUGCAUUCUCACCACGCAGACCUUAAUGAGGUUAUUGAGGUCCCGAGAGGCAGCAGCAGCUGUGGACGUGAAAACGUGGCCAACCAUCAUUGACACAGAUGACUUACCCAGGAAAAGGUUACCUCAGCUGUAUAAACCACCCACUCCUGAGAUGUUGGCAUAUCUUGAUUUUAGUGUGUCCACAACCGGCAUGCUUACAGGAGUGAAGAUGUCCCACUCUGCAGUCAAUGCUCUUUGUAGAGCCGUCAAGCUCCAGUGUGAGUUGUAUUCUUCUCGGCAGAUCGCCAUCUGCCUUGACCCUUACUGUGGACUUGGCUUUGCACUCUGGUGUCUCUGCAGUGUCUAUUCAGGUCACCAGUCCAUCUUAAUUCCUCCUAUGGAGUUAGAAAACAACCUUUUCCUCUGGCUCUCCACUGUCAACCAAUACAAAAUAAGGGACACUUUCUGCUCCUAUUCAGUAAUGGAGCUCUGCACCAAAGGGCUUGGAAACCAAGUGGAGGUGCUAAAGACCAGAGGAAUCAACCUCUCCUGCAUCCGAACGUGUGUGGUUGUGGCCGAGGAGCGGCCCCGCAUUGCCCUCCAGCAGUCCUUCUCCAAGCUCUUCAAAGACAUUGGUCUGUCCCCUCGGGCUGUCAGCACCACUUUUGGAUCAAGAGUCAAUGUAGCGAUAUGUUUACAGGGAACCUCAGGGCCUGAUCCAACUACUGUAUAUGUAGAUCUGAAAUCAUUGAGACAUGACAGGGUUCGUCUUGUGGAAAGGGGUGCGCCUCAGAGUUUACUCCUCUCAGAGUCUGGAAAGAUUUUACCUGGAGUGAAAGUGGUUAUUGUUAAUCCUGAGACCAAAGGGCCUGUAGGAGACUCUCACCUUGGAGAGAUUUGGGUGAACAGUCCCCACACAGCCAGUGGCUAUUACACCAUCUAUGAUAGUGAGACUCUUCAAGCCGAUCAUUUCAACACUCGCCUCAGUUUUGGGGAUGCUGCGCAGACACUCUGGGCUCGGACAGGAUACCUUGGUUUUGUCCGCCGAACCGAGCUCACAGCAGCCACUGGAGAGCGUCAUGAUGCAUUAUAUGUGGUGGGAGCUCUAGACGAAACGCUGGAGCUGAGAGGAUUACGAUACCACCCGAUCGAUAUUGAGACCUCAGUGUCCCGGAUCCACAGGAGCAUUGCCGAAUGUGCCGUGUUCACGUGGACCAACUUGCUCGUGGUGGUCGUAGAACUGUGUGGCUCUGAACAGGAAGCCCUAGAUCUGGUUCCUUUAGUGACAAAUGUGGUCCUGGAAGAGCAUUACCUCAUCGUUGGCGUUGUGGUUGUGGUGGACCCAGGUGUUAUCCCCAUCAACUCCAGAGGAGAGAAGCAGAGGAUGCACCUCCGGGACAGCUUCCUGGCUGACCAGUUAGACCCCAUCUACGUGGCUUAUAACAUGUAACCCGCCUUGUGGGGCUUGCAGGGGGCCGUCCUGAAAAACCACAAGGACCAAAGACCGGCGACUAGGAGCAAGCUUUCAAAUGAUGUGAAUGAAAUAAGCUGAGAUGGUUACAUUAUACCCUUCAUCUCAUCCUGUGGGAUUCCACAGUCACAGGACACACAGGCAAGGGCAGUUGUGUGGUAGCAAAUGAAAAAAAUGUUAACAGCCCAUUAGUCAUGAGCUUUGACAUAGCGUGAGCAGCACGUUACUAAAGCAAUUACAUGCAUGUUGCAUUUUUUUCAUCUGUUGUAAAUACUUGUAUUUUUAUCUAAUGCUGUUUUAGAAUUUUGUAAGGGAGUUCAAUGAAUUCACACGAAGGGGGUAGUCGGAGUUCCACAGCUCCCCGCUCUGUACUGUAUUCUGCUGAUUUACCGUCGCUGGACAUUCUGCGGGUUUUGUUAACACAGAUACUCGGCUUACUUUCCGCUGACCCAUAAGCAAAUCAGAUAUAACCCACUGAAUAUGAGAGUUACUCUAUAUAUAUAAUUCUUGACAGGAAAACAUUUUGACCAGUGUUUUAAACAUGUAAAUAAGAAGACACACACAAUUCAGCUAAAAAACUGACACAUUGGCUUGUAUAGUCCUAACAACUAAAGUAGAAACAUUUCUCCUUGGAGAGCAUCUCAGUGUUCUCUUAAUGCAGUGUAAUUGAAUAGGUAACUAAAAAGUGCAAAUCGAUCACAGGUUUUGCUGCACAUUGUACUAUGUCUCUGUUGGCUGAUGUGUUUUAUAAACUAAAGCUGCCUCUGUUUGUUUUCAAAGCUUGCAUUCCCAGAAUCGGCUUAAGCUUUUAAGAACUCAACCUGUUCCUACAAGCUAAAAAUCUCAGUUUAAAAAUCAAAAUGUUAAUGAAAAGGCUAAGCUUCAUUAGAUCCCACCCUAUGCUAAGGAACCACACACAAUAACUCACUGUGGCCCCCAGUGUUGAAACUGUGUUUCAAAUUUCGAGUGACAGGUAAGAAUUUAGGAUUUCCUCUUUUUCCAGGCCCAUUGUCAACUGCGUCUACAGUUUAUACAUAUAGCUUCUCUUUUCUGAAAACUGAAAAGCGUCCUCUGUUCUUCCAGUUCAUGAGGGCAGGGAUUUUAGGAACAAGAAUGACAGGCUGGGAAGGCACUGGGAUCGACAGUCACGUGAAACCGCAAAGGCGACAUAACUCCGUAUCUCAAAACUGACUGAUUCGGGUUGCCAAAAUAGCUAGGCUUACGCUGAAAUAGGGGAAGUCUGAUGUGUGCAAGAAACUCUUUUGAAAUAACUGUGGUGCCCAGGCCAAGUGGACUGAGCAUGGGACUGAAUUUGGCCUCUGGCUCGGUUUCCUUUCUUUGGUCUGAUACUUCAUGUAUUGGAAUAUAGUUGAAUUUUAUUAUUUUUUUCUUACAGAAAUAUUUUUAAGAAUUUAAAAAAAAAAAAAAGAAGAAGCUCCAAGUGAACAGAGUUAACUUGUUAAAUCAGAAUGGUUCUCUUUGACCCACUCUGGUCUAUUGUGUAAAUAUUUAUUUAGACUAUUUUAAUAAUACAUAUUAUUUACCCCACUGUAACAUCAUGUAAACUAAAUAUGUUUUUAAACAAUUUUUAAGACUUGUAAUUACCCUGAAAAUAAGGUUUAUAAUGCAAAGCCCAGACCCUUCACCAUGGUGGCACUCCCAGGGGCUGCCCUCAGUCUCGUGGCUCAAAGCCACUUUCUUGCCUCCCUUUUACACAAGCCUCUUUUCCUCCCAGUUCUUUCUCCACUGAGGGCAGACCCCAAGGCAUGUUCCAGUUCCAGAUCUCUUUUUUAACAUUUUGGAUGAAAUUAGUUUACACAUGACGGAAGAGGUUCUAAGAUGUACAAAAAAAAGCACUUACGCUGGGACAAGAAAGCCCGGU